Echinostoma caproni is the source of this 762-nucleotide messenger RNA. Lineage: Eukaryota; Metazoa; Platyhelminthes; Trematoda; Plagiorchiida; Echinostomatidae. The record is from the annotation of a GenBank genome assembly.
AUGCUACACACAGUCCUACCUAAGAAAGAUAUCCGAAAAUUCCAAGGGGAUCCAUCGAAAUAUUGGUCAUUCAUGCGCUGUUUCUCAACCUCGGUGGAUUGCCUCCCAAUCAACGAUGAUGCAAAGUUAGUCUAUCUCAUUCAGUUUUGUGAAGGACCAGCAAAGGAAGCCAUCGAAGACUUAGUUAUCUUAGAUGGUCAGGAGGGUUACAGAAAGGCCAAAGAAACAUCGAAGAAGCGUUUCGGGCAAAACCACAUGAUUGCUCAUGCUCACAUAAACCGCAUCACCGAUGGAGCACCUAUUCCCAUCAAUGAAAACCUGAGUCUGAUGACGAUGGCUCAACAGAUGAGGGUAUGCGAGGCCACACUAACGCAAUUAAAUUGCAAGUCUGACAUGAAUGCUUACAGAACGUUGGAGUGUAUUGUCCGACGAUUGUCAAGGACUUUACAACUCAAGUGGGCUGAAGUAACCGCAGAUUUGACAUUAGAACAAGAUGAACCCCGGUUUACCCACCUUCGUGCAUUUAUCGAACGUCAAUCCGAGAUAAGGAACUCAAACUUUGGUGUUCUGGUUACCACUCAUCCAUCACCAAGGAAGCAAAGGACUUCGGGAUUCGAGGCUGGUCGUAAAUCUACAAUCUUGGCCAUUCAGAAGAGCGACGACGAAUUGUUAGCUGUUUCUCCAAAGAUAUGGUGCCACAUUAUAUCGAUCAGUGCACCAAGUUCCUCCGGCUGUCUCCGGAACAACGUUUUAUUGCCGUAA